UUCAAGUUCACCGUGUAUUUUAAAUUUUGCUUGCAAACUCGCAUUAAAAUAAAAUCGUUCGGAAUUUAGACUAUUCUAUUAAUUAAUUAAAUCAAUUAAUCAUUUUUUUGUGUGGAUAAUAUGGGGAAUAGCGAAACGAGGGAGAUAACCAUUGAAAACGACAAAGAUACCAUUUCGCAAUCACUAAGCAAAGAUGAUGAUAAAGAGGACAAAAAGAAGUUUAAAAAGUCCAAAAAGCACAAAGAAAAUAUAGAAAAAAGCAAUACAAAAGGUAUCUCGACAGAUUUAAUGUCGGAAGAUGAAUUUCAGCAAUUGAAAUCGCUGUACGAUCAGAAGAUAGCUACACUCCAAAAUAAAAAUGCGAGGCUUUACGGAGCGACGGUCAGUAACUUUGCGAGGGGUGUUGAGAGAUUGGAAGAAAAAUAUUUGAAAGCUUUGAGGCCGCCAGUUUGUGGAGAGCAGCAGUUGAAAAUUGUUGAAUGUUACAAGGAAAGCAAAAAUAAAACAUUAAAUUGUGGUCACAGUGUUGAUGAGUUUAACGCUUGCUUGCAACAGUAUAGACAAUCCAGAACGGUUACGUCAGGCUAAAAAGGAAGAGGAGAAAGAUGCUGAUAAUGAAUUCUUUCCCGCUAGUUUGAAAAUUUAAAAAAAUUCGAUAAAUUUUGUUUUAUUUUGGUGACUUUUUGUUUCUGGUUUUUUUUCCAAUAAAUUAUCAUUCGUAUUGCAAGGGUUUCAGUACAAAUUAAGAGUUUCACUAUCAUUAUAAUUGAGGGUUUACAUGCGUGGCAUUUAAAAAUUCCAACUAAAAUUAUGAAAAAGUGACCAUAUAAAGGGAAAUAAAAACUGAAUCAAUGAAAACAUUUUUAUUUAGUUUUUAUUCUAGCUGGCAAAUGAACAUUUUUUGAAAAAUGUAAGAACAGAAUCCAAAUAGUAGAAAAAUAAUAAUAAAAAAUAGUAAUAAUGAAAAUAAUAAAUAGCACUUGUUCGUCUAGCAGCCGAUGUUUCAAAGUUCAACGACUGUCUUUUUCUUUGUUCAUGGAAAAGUAUGCAUACACACGCAUACACAUACGCAUACAUUAUGUACAUACACGCAUACAUACAUCCCAUAUGUAGGAUAUAUUAUUUCGUAUUUAUUCCACAUAAAAAAAAUCUCAUAAAUGAUCUUCAAAUCACUUAUCGUACGUACGUAUAUCGCUCGUUUAUAUCGAAUUAUGGGUUUAAAGUUAAUACCGGAAAAUGUGUGGUAUGAUAAUUAGGGUAGUAUAGGUGAUAUAAUAUAUUAUAAUUACGAUAAUAAAUAUGAUAUAAUAUAUGAUAUAAUAUAUUAUAAUUAAUUUAUUUAUAAUGGGCUGUGUUGUUAGUUUUCGUAAUAAGGAGUCCAGAGUUGCCGCCAUUAUAUCUAGGGAGAUUGAAAAAAACUUGAAAAAAGAUGCCAUUAAGGAAUCCAAAGUAGUAAAAUUACUAUUGCUGGGUGCUGGCGAGUGCGGUAAAAGUACCAUUGUGAAACAAAUGAAAAUCAUUCACUCGUAUGGAUAUUCGAGAGAAGAGAGAAUUUCGUACAAGUCCAUUGUCAUAUGCAACGUUUUGCAAUGUAUGGCCAGCAUUUUGAGAGCCAUGAAAAACUUAAAUAUACAAUUUUCUGAUGAAAAUUUAGAAGAAGCCGCCAUCAAAGUUAUAGAAGCAGAGCAGUUAGGGUUAGGCGAGUCGUCCCUUGAAUUGGCGGAAGCUUUGACGAAUUUGUGGCACAACAAUGGCGUAAGAAAUUGCUUCACAACGUCCAAGCAGUACCACAUCAACGAUUCUACAGAAUACUACUUGAACAGUCUAGAGAGAAUCUUCCAGAGUGAUUACAUACCGACCGAGCAAGAUAUCUUGAGAGUUCGAGUUAAAACAACUGGUGUCAUUGAGACGACGUUCCAGUUUAAAGGAUUGCGAUUCAGAAUGUUCGACGUAGGAGGUCAAAGGUCAGAGAGGAAGAAAUGGAUCCACUGCUUCGAAGAUGUGACCGCCAUCAUAUUCGUGGCGGCACUCAACGAGUAUGAUCUCCUACUCGCCGAGGACAACUCCACUAACAGAAUGCGAGAGAGCAUGGUGCUAUUUGAGGGCAUAUGCAACAACAAAUGGUUCGAAGAGACCUCCAUGAUACUGUUCCUAAACAAGAAGGAUCUCUUCCAAAAGAAGAUCAAAUCCUCACCAAUCACCUUCUGCUUUCCAGAAUAUUCCGGACCGAAUACGUAUAACGAGACGUCUCGAUACAUUGAGGAACAGUUCAAGAAGUUGAACCGUAACCGAGUAUCGACCAGUCGGAACUGGUACACGCAUUUUACGUGCGCCACCGAUACCGGUAAUGUGCAGUUCGUAUUCGACGCUGUCACAGACGUCAUCAUUCAGAACAAUUUAACCGACUGUGGUCUUUAUUAAUAUUAAUGAUAAUAAAAUAAUUAUAAUUAAUAAUAAUAAUUACAGUUAUAAUUAUUAGUAAUAUUAUAUUAUGUUGUUACUACUACUUCAAUUUAUUUUAAUAAAUAGUUUAAAUGGUUAAAUG
Messenger RNA from Helobdella robusta, 2545 nucleotides. RefSeq lists its product as hypothetical. NCBI's taxonomy places the organism in Eukaryota, Metazoa, Annelida, Clitellata, Rhynchobdellida, Glossiphoniidae. The coding region runs from base 1345 to 2421 and encodes 358 amino acids. Gene Ontology annotation, molecular function: G-protein beta/gamma-subunit complex binding; GTP binding; G protein-coupled receptor binding. The record is from RefSeq and is a predicted model, not a curated record. Gene Ontology annotation, cellular component: heterotrimeric G-protein complex. The transcript is spliced from 15 exons. Gene Ontology annotation, biological process: adenylate cyclase-modulating G protein-coupled receptor signaling pathway.